Molecule: messenger RNA, 2299 nt
Organism: Homalodisca vitripennis (glassy-winged sharpshooter)
Lineage: Eukaryota; Metazoa; Arthropoda; Insecta; Hemiptera; Cicadellidae
Product: F-box only protein 11-like
Exons: 1
Coding region: 974-1360 (128 amino acids)
Biological process (GO): regulation of apoptotic process; protein ubiquitination; ubiquitin-dependent protein catabolic process
Source: RefSeq, a predicted model, not a curated record
UUGAUUGAGUUAGGACAACGAUAUUUGUUUAUCAUUAAACUAUACAUGACUACCUAUAUUAAUUAUCGAGAAAAAGAAUCACUUCCGGUUGGUAAAUACCAAAGAAAAGCUCUCUACAGAUUCAAGUUUUGACGAUUUUGGAUUUCACUGGUUGAGUGGUUGAGGUAAAAGUGGUACUUAGAACUAUGUUAGGACGUUGAUUUUAGCUAUUAAUUCAACGCCGACUAAUACAUAUAUAAUUAUCGAGAAAAAUACCUGACACCAAUUACCAAGGUACUUAUAUUUCUGUGAGUCAAGUGGCAUAUAAAAAAAGCUACUAUACUUAGGGCACAGAAUGAAAGAAGAUAUAAACAACACUGAUUCUCUUUUGCUAAUCUUGCAAAGAGAGAGAAGAGGAUAUGAAGAAAAAUCCAAAAGACUAUUAGAGAAGAAAGAAAUCAAACAGACAAGAAAAAACAGUUUUGAAAGUAUGUGUUUAAAAUUAAAAGUAGGAGAAAAAAAUUUGAAAACCAAUGAAAAGAUGUUAAGUGAAGCUAGCGAUAGACUAGGAAGAAGUGAUAAUGAAAGAAUAAUUGAGGCAAAUUACUGUAACCCAUACAGUAAUAAAGGGAGUUUCUAAAGUUCAGGAAAAGGUGAUUGAAUGAAUAAGCCUUUUUAUUUUGACAGCAAAUUAGGACAAUGGGGUCCUUUUGUACACUUAACCUGUGUAACACUUGAACGGAGUUGGUCUUGGGCUCUGGGGGUCAUGUUCAGUGAAGUUAUGCAGAAAUAUUUCUUAAGUGCUUCUUUGAGUGUGAUUGCAAUUGGCAAACAUCUACAAAAAUCUACAUAAAAUUAAAUGUUUUGAGCAAUCAUAGUUUUGUUGUCAUUGCUUGUAUUGUAAUGUGUUACUAAAAUAACAGGAAGUACUUUGUAAUAUAUAAACCAUGUCUUUACUAUUAAUAUUUUAUCAUAUCAUUGCCUUAUCUGUAGUAUGUGGCAGGUUUGGCCGGAUUAUCAUUUCCCAUCUUUAUGUUUACAGGGAUUUUUUGAAGCGAAUGACAUCCACAACAACAGGAUAGCUGGAUUUGAAGUAAAGGCACAAGCUAACCCUACAGUGGUCCACUGUGAGAUCCAUCAUGGGCAAACAGGAGGAAUAUAUGUGCAUGAAAAUGGGUUGGGACAGUUCAUAGACAACCGGAUACACUCUAACAACUUUGCUGGUGUUUGGAUCACAUCCAAUAGCAACCCAACUAUCCGCCGCAACGAAAUAUACAAUGGCCAUCAGGGUGGUGUCUACAUCUUCGGGGAGGGCAGAGGUCUUGUUGAACACAACAAUAUUUAUGGUAAGUCCUUAGGCAACCUACUCAUUCAUAGUUAAUGUAUUUUCUUUAUUUCUAACUCUUAAAAUACUAAGAACAGUUGAAACCCCAAAAAAUAUUAUAUCUACUGGUUACCAUUGAACUUAACCAACAUAAAUAUUGUAUUGUUUGAAUCAGCAGUUCUGGAUGGCAGUUGUGCAUUUGACUCCAGCUGCCAUAGUAGGAGAUAGGUUAACCCUUUUAGUGCAGUGGUCUCGCUACGAGACAAUGUAAAAAACACGCUUGAGUGCUGAGAGUCUUGCUCCAAGACAAGACGUUCCUACGCGAAAAGUGCUGAAGUCUCGGAACGAGACGAUUUCAUUUUCAGUACCUCUAUAACUUAUACCAUACUUGCUGAUAUCAUACCAAACGCAAAUGUAUGAACUAAACUAGCCUUUUCAACUAUUAUUUCUACUUUGCACUGAUUGUAGGUGACGUAAACAACUAACUAAAAUGUUUUUUUAUGUUAUGUAAUUGUGUGUUUUUAUUUAUUUAAAAUGUUUCUAAGUUAUAUUAGAUAUCAAAAUUAAUAAAAAAAGUUAUGACAGUCACAUAAGAAAACUAUUAUUAGAAGAAUAUGUUAGUGCCAGUUAUGCGUCCGAGUGUAAUGAAGACAGCGUUGUAGAGUUUGAAACUUGCAUGAGUAAGUUUAUAUUUAUGUUUUUUGAGUUUCGUUUUAGUAAGUAAUGUUAUGUUACACAUGAUUUUGCAUUGUUUUUAAAUGGUUUUAAAUCAUUAUAGUAUUGACAUUUUGAAAAUAAUUUUAAAAAAUUGUAUGGUGAAAAAUAAAAUUUAACUGAAUGUUUUUCAAAACCUGUGCCUUUUUUAGCAAAACAAACCUCUACCACUUGAUUAAUAUUUAUAAUUGUGUUUUAUUUUAUAAUAGUAGGUUGUUACACAUGAUUUUAGGGUGUUUUAAAUGCUCUUUUAUCAUGAAAGAUCAAAAUAAAAAAAUAAAU